Molecule: messenger RNA, 1104 nt
Organism: Blepharisma stoltei
Lineage: Eukaryota; Ciliophora; Heterotrichea; Heterotrichida; Blepharismidae
Source: the annotation of a GenBank genome assembly
AUGGAUUACAUGUGUCCUAUAUGUCUUAGAGAUGAUCGAACUCCAGUCAUCAAACUCAUGUUUUCUGUCUGCGGUCAUCAAAUUUGUGAAGACUGCCUUAAAACUCUUUUUCGUACAGAAACUCAAAUUAAUUGUCCGACUUGCCGCCGACCUUUAAAAAGAGUUGAUUUCUCUUCAAGAUAUUUAGAAGAAAAAGAAGUUGACAAAGAAAAUGAAAUUCGUCGCGAAGUUUUGAAUGUAUACAAUAAGCUUGAAGAUGAUUUUACUGAUAGAGAAUCUUAUGAUGCAUAUUUAGAAAUGAUUGAAGAUAUGAUUUAUGAAUAUAUUUCUCAAAAAAACAGUGAUAUCAUUAAAAAAAAACUUGACCUAGAACGCCAAAACAAUAUUCAAGAGAUCACUCAAAACGAAUCAAGAAAAGAAGAAGAGCUAAGAGUCAUGAGAGAAAACGCAGUUAUUGAGGACUCUAUGUUUGAUGAAAGCUUAAAAGAUAGAGCAAAGGAAAUUAUAUGAGAAAGAGCUCACAAAGUUGAAGAAAAUUUAGUUACUCCCCCCCCCCCCUCCGUGAGCGAACAAAACCAUUAGAAAAAUCGCCAUUUUUUGACCAAAAACCCACCCUCCGUGAGUGAACAAAAAUUUUUUUAAUAGAAAAAAUUUUAAUGGAAAAAAAUUGUGAUAUAUAAGUGAUAAUUAGUAUAAUGAAAUCUAGAGCUAAUUCUGUUUAAUUUUAAACAAAUUGCGUUUUAAAACAUAAAUUUUGCAAAUUAAAUUAAUAUUUGCUUCCCAAUUUUUGCAAAUUAGGAUUUUUUUAAAUUUCGAAAAAAAAAUAUUUUUUAUAAAAUUUAUAUAUAAAUUUUUUUUAAAAAAAAAAAUUAACCCCCCUCCGUGAGCGAACAAAUUUUUUUUGUUCGCUCACGGAGGGGGGGGGGAGUUAGCAAAGAAAUGCCAGAGUGCAAAAAUUUUGAUUCAGUAAAUUUUAUAUAGAGUUAUGACCUAAACACCCUGGAUGAAGAAUUAAGGAAUUUAUUUUUAAAUGCCAGCGGGUUUGAUAUAGAUGAAAUAAAGAGAAGUUCUUAUCAAGAAUUAAUUGAUGGAUUGAAUAUUUAA